Molecule: messenger RNA, 1314 nt
Organism: Miscanthus lutarioriparius
Lineage: Eukaryota; Viridiplantae; Streptophyta; Magnoliopsida; Poales; Poaceae
Source: the annotation of a GenBank genome assembly
AUGCCGCGCCGGGAGGUGUCGCUGCCGGACGCCUUCGACCUCGUCCUCGGCAAAGAUUGGGACAACUGGCCUCCCGAGGCGGGCCUCCUCGUCGCCGCCUACUACGGUGACAUCCGCCGCCUCAAGGAGAUCGCAAAGAUCAUUGACACUGAGGGGAAAGGGCUUCAGGACACCUUGGCCAACACCCACUUCCUCGGCACGUACGCCCUCCACGCCGCUUGUGACAGUGGCUGCAUGCCUGUCCUCCAGUAUCUGGUCAAGGAUCUCAAAAUUGACGUCAACAAGGCUGAUACCCUGCGAGGCUUCACGCCCAUGAUGCAUGCCGUGCUAUAUGGGAACCUGCCAGCCUUGCGGUUUCUUGUUGAUCACGGCGCUGAUGUUCAUCAUCAGCAUAAAGGAAUGAGUCUUUUUCAUUCAGCUGCAGAGGGCGGGCGGUCUGAAAUAGCCAAAUUCCUGCUUUCUAAAGGAGUUAGUGUUGAUGGGGAAUCAAGUCUCUUGACCCCACUGCUCAUUGCUACUUUUAGAGGAUAUCCUAGCAUUGUGAAGAUUUUAUUGGAGCAUGGUGCAGAUCCCAAUGAGCGUAUGAAUGAUGAAGUUACACCAUUAAGCAUGGCAUUAAAACACUCUUCUAUGCCUUGUUUGAAACUUUUGGUUCAGGCUGGAGCUGAUGUGAAUGGUUUUGGAUCUUAUAAUCCUUUGGCAAAAGCUGCAGAGAAAGGUUUGACUGAAGCUAUCAAGUGCUUGUUGGAAGCUGGUGCAAAUCCAAAUGUUCCUGACACAUUUGGCAGGCUGCCAAUAGAAUUGGCUGCUGAGUAUGGUACAUGGGAAGAUGUUGAACUUCUAUUUCCUGUCACUUCCAAAAUUCCAACAGUGGCAGAUUGGAGUGUUAACGGAGUAAUUAGUCAUGUAUACAUGGAAGUCAUGCAACUAGAGGAUGAUGCAUUUGUCAAAAAGAAAAAGUCCGAGCUGAAAAGACAAGGAGCUGAUGCAUUUAGUAAGGAGGAUUAUCUAAACGCGUCAGUAUUCUACACACAGGCCUUGAAGGUUGAUCAGUUCGACGCUACAUUGUUCUCAAACAGGAGCCUUUGCUGGCUUCGCCUGGGUGAUGGAAAGAAGGCUUUGCUUGAUGCUAUGAAAUGCAAACAUCUGCGCCCGAAGUGGGGGAAGGCCUACUACCGGCAAGGAGCUGCCCUGAUGUUUCUGGAGGAUUAUGACAGUGCUUAUGAUGCAUUCAAUCGUGGCUUGGAGUUGGACCCUGAAAGUGAAGAGAUGGAGAAAUUGCUUUGGGAGGCGAUGGACCUCAAGACCACCUGA